AUGGCAGGCGUCUUUGGCACCUGGAAAGAUUGGACCUGGCCUUCGGAGCCCACCGGGGAGCGUGCGGGGGACGAGGUGAAUGAGUGCGAGGAGCAUGGUUUUGCAGAUGGCCCGCACUGGGACUUUAUGUUCCGAGUGGAUGUGGAGUCGUUCGAGAAGUAUGUUGCUGAAGGCAAAGACUCUCGACCACAGCAGGUGGCAGAGUACAUGCGGCUUAUUUCCAGCCAUGUUGAGAGAGAUGAGUGUGGCAUGUUCAUGCGCCACCGUGGAGUGCAGAAAGUUGUGGCUGGGCAGCCCUUAGGCCGUUACUACUUCCCAGCACUUAGCCCUCCAAAUUUGUCUAGAGCUGCUCGCGCUGCCUUGUUCCCAGCUGGGAGCUAUGAGUUUGACCAGCCCACAGCAGUUGUGCACUUCAUGCUUGAAAGAGCUGAAGAGUUGGGUGUUUGCGCUUGCCUGCUUGAGAAGUACAAGACGCACAAGGCACAGUGGCGUGAGGCCGUCCAGCGCUACUUUGACUUGCCCAGCCUUGCAGAUGCCAAAACACUUCUUCAGAAGGCUACGUUUGGGUUUGCGCACCCUCUCGAUGGCAAGGAUGCCUUGGGAGUGUUGCCAAUCCUAGAAGGUCUUGCGUAUGAAAGCUUCACACUCCGAAAGGCUUUGUGUCAACAGAACGCAGCUGUUCUUGAGGCUGCCGUAGCGGCCGGCAAGAGGAGACCAGAAACCAGCACCAUGGCCAUGCUGCUUUUUGAUGACGAAGCCAAGGUGACUCGCGACUUCUGUAAUUGUCUCCAAGCUUUCAAGUGGCUGCCUGCAGCGCCAGUGUAUGAUGCAGUGGCCGCAGCACCGCUGGCAGGGGGCGAGGCAAUUUCUGCCAUUGUGGAAAGCUUCGCUGCGCAGUCAAAUGUUCGCAUGGAGGUGACAGAGCUGCGCAUGGCGGGGCGACAGCCACAGGCAGGCACUUUGUCACAGGUUCUGGAAAGCCUGCUGAACGACGGUGCUGAGCGGCUGGAAGACUGCAUGGUCGUAGCGGGCGCUCAGAAGUGCUUGGCUUUCUCGCUGGCGAACAUCUUUCGCGCUGAGGAUGAGACUUUGGCUGCCAGCUUCGGGUGUGGAGAUGGACCGCUUAGCUUCAGACAGUGCAUGGAACUACACCCAGGACUGAGCCUGGAGCCUGUCAGCGUUGCUUCUGCUGCAGCUGGCGAUGGCAGCCACUACAUCGUGCACGAGACCCGGCCAGGGCGGGAGGUGGGCCAUGCCAUCGGCGUGCUCUGUUACGCUGGCAAGUGCAGGGUGCACAGUGACUCCGUUAUGCAGGCAGUGGAAAUUGACGCCGCCACUUUCUGGCGUUCCGUGGCAGCCUUGCCACGUGCUCACGUCUUCGAAGCCAAGUUGUUGUCGGCCUCACUUUCGCUUCGCAAGCGCAAGCUGGCGAACCCUCUGCUGGACAUGCUUAGCGGGGCCGAAGCGCCCGACGUUGCCGAGCGAGUGUUGGACACAGUGGCUGAGAAGGUGAGGGCGGAGGUUUCUGCUGAAAUCAAGCGUCUAGAUGAGUUGGCGCAGGAGGGACGGCGCAACUCACCCAGCAUGCGUCAACUCCAGACGCAUCUUACGAAGUACCACGUCCAGACACGAUUGUUCACUGCCAACACCAGAACCGAGGCUCAGUGGAACACGGUGCAAGCUCUGUAUGAGCAGGACCAGAUCUUGGCCCCCUUGCAGCAGCCGAGGCACUCUGAAAGCUUGCUGAGGGACUCUGCAGAUCUUAUCCGGAAAUGGGUGAGUCCGGACGAAGACUCGCAGGUCUUCCUUCAAAAGCAGAAUGAUGUGGAUUUGGUGCUCCUGCUCACGGGCGAGGGCCCACGGUAUGUCCUGAAGCAGCAAACCUCUCAUUGCAAACGCCUCAACCAAAACGUGUACUACGACAGCACCGCUGCAGCCAUGUUGCUUGGGUUGGUUCUGAAGCAUCAAGGCCGGGUGCAGGCGAGCUUUCAGGAUUUGGUUUCUGCCUUCAUCGCCAAAGGUAGCCCGUGUGCUUUUUUAGGCCUUCGGCGCCAGAGUACGCAGCAGCAGCUGUUGGAUGAGAUUUUCUCCAGUGAUGCAGUGCAGACUUUGAGAGGGCAGCUUCUCGCGGAGGCCACCCAGCACGGAGAAUGGCAAGUCCUCAGCCAUGAUGCCACGUUCAAGAGCUUGUUUAGCAUCAUUGGUCAAGUUCCAAUGUCACAGAAGCCAAACGAAGCACAUGCUUUACACAGCAUCCUGGGGAAGUCAGGGGCUCUUCCGGGCUUGAGCGCGCAGGCAUCAGAGGGCUUGGCGUGCUUUGAGCGCGCGUGCAAGGCAAUUUUGCCACCGGAAGCCCGUUCCACAACAGAGUGGAUUUUCAGUGACUCUCCUGCUGCCAUUGACCAUGUCAGGGAGCUCUUCCCAAACCUACAAGGCAUGGCAGAGGACGGUCUGCAUCUUGCCCUGCGGGUGGAGGCGUGCUUCGGCGAGAAGCGCACAGCCCUCUCACGUGAGAUCAUUGCCUUGCAGCGCAAGUUCAUGGUGCCUGCCAGCGGUCGCAUUCACAGAGGUGAGCUUCCUGCCGCUGGAGAAGAAGGAAAGUGGCCAGCAAAGGCGGACAACAUGAAGGCUCGAGGCAGAGAGUGGAACGCAUACGUGCAGGAGCCCUAUGCGUCACACCAGGACUACAUUGAUGACUUGGCAAGCUUGACCGUCCGCUUCGCCACUGACAUGGGUCGAAAAGAUAGCAAGGGCAGGACAGUGUUUCAGAUUCUUCAGUCUGGAGCAGCCUACCAGCACUACGCCUACCUACUCAACGGAAGCCGAGCCACUGCAGCGCUGAGCCUGCAAGAUCGGCAGAUGCUAUCGUGGGGCACGACUGCUAACGAAGCUGUGCACUUCCAGUUCAACCGCUCCCAGCAAACAGUCACCCAACAGCAUGUGGACUCCUCGACAUUGAAGCUGGAGGCGUUCUGCUUGGGCAAAAUGUUGGCGCACAACUCGGCAUCGUACCACCCCACAGUCGCUCAAAGGAGCCAGGCCGAGCUGAUCAGCUCUAUGCUGGGGUAUAUCAUGAGCGGAGAGUUUGCUGGCGCAGCGGGGGUGGCGAUGGCGCCGGUGACUUCACGUCAGGAGCUGAGGCGACCCGUGCACUUUCUGGACAAGGCGAAGGUGGCAAGGAUGAGGGCCUUUGCAACCACUCGCAAGUCUGCCUGGGUGAAGGAGGCUGCCAGGCGAGAGGAGAUGGCGCGGAAGCGCGGGUGCGAGAGGGCUCAGCAGAAAGUGAAGCGCACUGUCUUCACCAAGCAGAAGCAGAGGAAGCUGCGGCAGCGCCGCAAGCCCGCCCAGACCCAAGAGGUGAGCUUGCGCGGGCUACAUGUUCAGUGGCCCUUCUCCCAGCUGCUGUUGGCGGGCUACAAGACACAGGAGGUGCGGGGCUAUGCCUUGGGCCACCUCAACAUCGCGCAUGCGAAUGAGGAGAUGUGGCUGGUGGAAACGCGCGGAGGUGCAUCCACGGCGAGCUACUCUGCUUGCAUCCCGGAGGGCUUUCACGUCCCUCCCCGACCAAAAGGGGCGCAGAUUGUGGGCACGAUCCGGUUCAGCGAGGCGGUAAAACUCACCGAUGGGAUUUCCUUUGCUGCGGCAAGGGCAGCUCACUGCGUUCGCCAGGGCAGCAAGUUUGACUGGUGCGGCACGCCAGUCUUUGCUUGGAAAGUGGCGGCCGUCAGAUCUCUUGCCUAUACAGUAGCCGCCCCAGAAGGAAGAAGCCAAGUAGGAUACGCCAAGCCUGUGAAAGUGCAGGUGGCGUUCAGGUGA
Effrenium voratum is the source of this 3816-nucleotide messenger RNA. The record is from the annotation of a GenBank genome assembly. NCBI's taxonomy places the organism in Eukaryota, Dinophyceae, Suessiales, Symbiodiniaceae.